Molecule: messenger RNA, 4737 nt
Organism: Gopherus flavomarginatus (Mexican gopher tortoise)
Lineage: Eukaryota; Metazoa; Chordata; Testudines; Testudinidae
Gene: C3H4orf50
Product: chromosome 3 C4orf50 homolog
Exons: 15
Coding region: 1-4707 (1568 amino acids)
Molecular function (GO): protein binding
Source: RefSeq, a predicted model, not a curated record
AUGCCAGAUUUUUUGUUACUUGGCGUACGUCAUUCAGCAGCCUUACACCUUUUCAAAUGCUCUGUCGUAACCGAGAUAGCAUCAGAAUGUGGCUAUGGCUGGCUUAAUAAUGUGGAAGCGUUGCCAAAGGAACUUCUUAUACCAUUUUUAGAGCACAGCUCCAGUGCCUUGGUGGAAAUUGUUGAAGAACCCAGGCUAGCUGACGCUGAACAGGUCAUACUUGGGGCACAAAGAUCAGCUGGUGCUUCUCUGUUGUUUGGAUGUCCUCCAAGACAGCUUAAAAACAGACAGCUAAUCUUAUCUUGCUCUGAGAGGCUAAGCAAUGAUGGGAGAAGUAAGGGGACCAAAGAAAAAGAAUAUUUCUUUCUCUUAAAGGAACAAUCUAUAAAUCGACCAGCUAAUCCUUCGCCUGUCUUCACGGUUGCCACUUUGAUUGAGCCUCAGUUUGUCUUGCUAGAACCUGAAAUCCACCGAGUCCUAUGUGUCAGAUCAGAAUCUGUUUUCCCAGUGAACAAAAUACUGAAUUUGAAUUACAACCAGACAUAUCACAAUAACUUUUGUCUUUCUAAUGGUGUCUUGCAUGUUGUGAAAGGAGUUUCUUCUGGUAAAGAUUCUGAAGUUCUAAACGAAAAGGUUGCAAACACUGAGACUGAAAUUUUCAAACUCCAGGUUGAAAAAGAUUACUUGGAAAAAUGUUUGCAAAAUAAAAAAGCUAUGCAGAAAAGCACAGAUGAAAAGAAAAACUCAAAUAAAGAAAUAAAUGAUGGAAAAAAUCAAAGUAGAAAUGGUCCAGAGAAAUCUCAGCGAGAAGAAAAAAGGGAUGAGAAAGCACAAAUCAGAACAAUAACUUGCAUUUCUGAAAAAGCCAACAAAGCUGCACAUGAUGAAACUGUGGAGCAAAAAGCAGAACCAACAUUUCAUACAGCAAGCAUUCCAGGUGACCAAAACAUGUCUGUCCUACACAAGGAAUUAGAAGGAUAUCCCCAAGAGAACUCUGAACUUAAGAAUGAACAUGGAAAACAUUUAGCAAUCUGUACCUUUGAUGAAGUGAACAGAAGAUGCCUAGAAAAUAACAUUUUUGUGACAGAAGAGAAGGGUAAACAACCUGAGAAUCUAACUGACCAAAUAAAAGUGUGUCUACAAAAAACGGUUGAACUGAAAGAAAAGAGAGAGCAAUGUUUGAAACUGUAUGAACGAGAAGAUGCGGAUAAGUCAUCAUGCAAACAAAUGACUCAUCAGAUAGAGGAAUAUAGUAAAUGCUCUCAAAAACUGUCUUCACUGAAGGAAGAUAAGUAUAUGCAUCCACUGAAUAUAUUGUCUCCUGCACAAGAGAGAAAUUUAUACUUAAAUAAAGGGUUAGCACUAGAGGAAGAAUAUUCUGAACAUGGUCAUUAUCCAUCAGCAGCAAAACAAGAAAACAAUGGAUAUAUCCUGGAAAUAGAUAAGUUAGAGAAGUUAGUGGAUAUAUAUUCUCAAAGAAUAUCUGCACUGAUGAAAGAGAAUGGGAGUUACUCACAGAAACUCCUCAUGUUACAGGAAGAGAAUGAUAGAUAUUAUCAGAAGAUGUGUGCACUAGAAGAGGAGAUAGAUGCAUAUUCUCGAAACAUAUUAACAGUACAUGAAAUUGAUGUUGACUCUUCCCAAAAGUUAUUAGCCAAGGAGGAAAUAUAUGGUAACUGUUAUAACAGUGUUUCAAAAGAAAAGAACUUUAGGUGCCCAGGAGCGAUUUGUGUUCUCUUGGGUGAAACUGAAAUACUUUCCAAGAACGUCUCUCACCUGGUUAAAGAGGGAGAUAGAAAUUCUGAAAAAGAAAUACCAGUGAUGGAAUCAAAUAAAUUUCUCAAGAAAAUUGUAGCUCUUGAUGAAAAGAAGAUUAAAUAUUUCCAGCUGCUUUCUGGUCUCAAAGAGGAGAGAAAUAGCUUUUUCAGAGAAAUAGCUAAACUCUUACAAGACAAAGAAAAAUAUAUAAAGAAAACUCAUGAACUGGAAGAAGAGAGAGAGAGAAAUUUACAGAUAAUAUCUCAACUAGAAGGAGACAAAGAAACUUUAUUGGGAAGUUUGAGUGAGCUGAAAUGUGAACAAGAUAAAUACAUGACAAUGAUUUCUGAAGUGAAUGAGUGCAAAACCAAAUGCUACCAAACAAUUUCUGAUCUACAAGAGGAAAAACAUAUAUUGAAAAAUGAUAUAGAUAGAGUCCACAGGGAAAGUUCUGAACAGCUUCUAGAAUCUCAGAAAGUAAUUGAGAACAUUCUUCAAGAAAACAAUGAAUUGAAGGAAAUAAUGUCUGCUCUUGGAAUCAGCUAUGAAGAGCUGAUAAAAGAUAAAAUUUCUGGAAUGGAAGAAAAGUUGCUAAGAUUGAAGCAAGAAAAUAAGAGUCUACCACAUAGAAUGCAAGCAAAGGAAACAGAGAUGGCUUCUGGUAAAAUACAGACUAAAGAAAAAGGAAUUCAAGUUAUAGAACACUCAAACUGUCUCACUAGAAAAGAUAAAGAAAUCUGUUUGGAAGAGGAUAUUGGUAGCGUUAAACGAUAUUGUCAAGUGGGAUGUUCUAAAAACACUGAGACUUCUAAGUGCCAUUUUAGUAAGGUUGGGAUAAGUGCAUUUUUGGGUGAUCAAAACAUUAUGAUCUCCAGGGUGCUGCAAAAGACUUCUGAGAGACCGGAGGUGGCAAAGUUAGCUUUUGAAACAGAAGACAAAAUAUCAAGCAACAGUUUUUCUGAAUGUUGUGUUAAAGUGCUGGAGAAUAUGGAGCAAGAGUCUGCAAAGGGGAGCACAUUUGAAAGCUACAGCGCAAUGCAAGAACAACUGGAAAGGUCAAAGGAAGAACUAAAAAUACAACAAAGGGAAUUAGAAAAGGCCAAAAAAGAGGCUCAGAAGUGGUACCGAGAACUUGGCUCUGUAGAAGCAAGAUAUGAAGAGGUCAGAACUCAGUUGACACAAACACUCUCUGAAUUACAUCAACUUAAACUGGCAGAUGGCGGGGAAAGGCUUAGAAAGCAGUGCUGCCAAUUAAUGAAGGAAGCCGAAGAACUGAAAGUGGAUAGGCUAGCCGAUAAGAGAUUAGAACAGCAAGUGCUGACCCUGAAAUACCAACUAAGAGACCAGACUGUAUUACAAAGUCAGUUUCAAGACUUGCAAAACCAAGUGGAAUGCCUUCAGGCUCAGCUGUGUGAAAAGACUGAGGAACUUCAGAAAAGAAAGACUGAAACUGACCUGACAGUAGCUCCGCUCAAGGCUAAGCUGGCUUGCCUUGUCCGGAAAUGCCACGAAAGAAACAGCUUGAUUACCCAGCUGGUCAGGGAAUUUCGCAGGCAUGGAAUUAUGGAUUCCAUUUUCAAUGAAGAGGCAAGGAAUUUGGUGAAUGACAUGGUGCUUGCAGAGUACACUACCACCUUUCCAUCUGUAUGCAAUCGAGAGAGACGAUCCCAGCAAUUUGUAAUGCCUGAGAAGACAGCACACAGACGAGCAUCACAGACUGUUAUGCCUACUGGGGAAGACAGUGAUUUGCAUCUGAGUGGGUCAUUACAUUCUAGAACCUGCACCGCUACUGCUGACUUUCAUCUGCCACCAGAGAUGCCUCAAACUGUGCUUCCUGUAUUACUGCAUCCUGUUGUAGACACUUCACAGGUCAAUGAACUGCCAAAUAAUCAUGGGACCUACCAGGCUGAAGCGAAUGAGAAGGCAAGGCCAAUUCCUGCAAGCUUUCUACAGAAGUCAGAUGACAUCUGCUGUGCUCACACAACUCAAAACAAGUGCACUACUUCUCCUUUAAAAUUAACAUGCCCAGAGAGGAUCAUAGCCUUGCAUCGAGAGCUUAGACAAAACCAUCGCAGUAAUUACCAGAUCCCUUCAUUUGCCUCUUCCAAUUCAAAACUGAAGGCGGAUUGCAAUUUGUCCUCAGGCUGUCGUCCAGCCCAAGAUGUGACAUCCCAGCCUGUAGUGUCAAAAAUGAACAAUUCACUGAAACUUUCAGACAGGAGCUCUUUCCAUCUCAUAAAUGGGAGGUACCAGUUGUCUAAAUUUGAUGACGUAUUCCACAGUCAUCCAGGAAAUCAGCAUGCAGGCGCUGUUCUCCAGGGAAGAAAGAAAAAUGUCAUUAUGAAUAACACAUGCAUCUUGGGAGAAAAACCAGAUGGUUCAACCUCAGCUACCACAGCAAAAAGCUAUUUGUCAGAUGUGUUGUCAGCAAGUAAUAAAGGUCAAAAUCCUACUGGAGAGAAAUCAGCUUCACUGGAAAGAGUAAAAGCCUCAGAAAUAAAACAAGGACCUCCUGCUCCAGUUGGUUCGGUCUAUAUUAUUAAAGCAGUGGGAAAUAGCAGCAUGAUGAUUGGCUGGCAGAGACCCGUAGUAGAUGAAUUAGGAUGUAGCAAUGGAACUUUCAUUACAGGAUACAGGAUAUAUACAGAUGGGGAAUUUCACAAAUAUGUUAUGAGUUCAGCCUGCACUAAGACUAUUUUAGAAAAUCUGGAUCUUUCUGUGCCAUUUCAAAUCAGCGUUCAGACUGUUGGUUCUUCUGGUUUGGUUUCUGAGAAGAUGAAUGUUCAAUUUAGUUGUCCUUUAACGAAAAAGGAAGCUUCAUCAUUUGCCUCUAGUGAUUUCCCUGAAGACGAAAAGCCUGAUGCCAGCUCCUAUGAGGUGAAUGGAAGGCAAGGUGUAGCUCCAUUGUCUUCCUUGAAGAAAUUAAUUUUGGAUGACCAAAGAAACUAAAGAAAAUACAGUGAAGGUACAGCACCCAAG